AUGUGUCAGGUAGAGUACAAGCAAAUGAAUGGGUCAGUUAGGGAACAGAGAUCUGCACUGGCAAUGGUAAUGGCGUUUAUGCCGAAGACUGGGAAGCCCUUCUUGAGACAAAGUUUGGUGCCAUGUUUGGGUAUGCCACCAACUGUUUCAUUGACCCAAUUGAGAUGA
Haemonchus placei is the source of this 168-nucleotide messenger RNA. Lineage: Eukaryota; Metazoa; Nematoda; Chromadorea; Rhabditida; Trichostrongylidae. The record is from the annotation of a GenBank genome assembly.